CUAUACAAAGGGAUGAAAAAUUGUUACCAGAUUUAGAUCUAGAUCUAGAUCUAUAAUCUCGAUUACGAUAGGCAAAAGUUUUAAUCAUUUUCUAAGAAUCUGUAGAUUCUUAACUGUCUAACUAAAGAGGAACUGUUGAAAAUAUAUUUUCAUAAUCUAGAUCCAUAUUCAUUUGUGGACAUUUUAAAAUCAAUUGAGUCACAAGUAAGCACACAAAUGAAGGCUGUGAUACAGAGAGUGUUAAGUGCAAGUGUUACAGUUGACAAUGAGAUUGUUGGCUCCAUAGGCAAAGGCCUCUGCGUUUUAGUGGGGAUCUCACGACAUGAUACAGAAAAAGAAAUGGAAUAUAUAGUAAGAAAAAUUUUAAACAUUAGAGUAUUCAGUGAUGAAAAAGACAAACGCUGGAUGAAAAGUGUCAUGGACAUGGGCUAUGAAGUACUUUGUGUUAGUCAGUUUACCUUGGAAUCAACCUUGAAAGGAAAUAAGCCAGAUUUUAGAUAUGCCAUGAGUCCAGAAUUGUCUCAGCCUUUUUAUAACCAGUUCUUACAGGCCUUGAAAACUCAGUACAAAGCAGACAGAAUUCAAGAUGGGAAAUUUGGUGCCUAUAUGCAAGUUGAUAUACAAAAUGAUGGUCCUGUAACUAUCCCAUUGGAAAUUAAGCCUGGGGCUCCAUCAAAGGAUACCAAAGAAGAAGACCAGCCUGAACAACCUCUUUCUUGACAAGAAGUUUGUUUUAGCGACAGAAAUAUAUUUCUAUUAAUUUGAAUGUAACAAAACAAAAAACUACUAAUUAUGUUCUGUGAACAUUAAAAAGUUAAUAAAUUACUGAAGAAACCUGAUUUUGCAUUAAAAUGUAAAUCAGUCAUUAAUUGAUUGAACAGUCUGCUGAGUUGUACAAGUAUUUUAACAGAAAAAGUGUUGUUUUUUGUUUAUUUUUUUACUUUACCUCUAUGAGAUUUCUUUAUGAAAGCUAUGUUAGCUAUUAACCAUUUGAUUUUAUGGACAACCUACACAAAAAAAAAACAGACUUAAGAUCUGUUACAGAGAAUGAAGACAAGCAAAAAAACUAUUAAGUCAACAAGUCAGUAACAAGUCACUAAAACCUGACAUGCUAGCACAACUACCAAGUGCAGUUAUAUUUUUUAGACAUUGUACUGGUUCAUUUAAUAGAUAGGUUGUUUGGUUUCUUUUUGGCCAAUAACAUGAACCUGCAUGAAUAAAGUGGAAGUUUCUUUGA
Molecule: messenger RNA, 1237 nt
Organism: Biomphalaria glabrata
Lineage: Eukaryota; Metazoa; Mollusca; Gastropoda; Planorbidae
Product: D-aminoacyl-tRNA deacylase 1-like
Exons: 7
Coding region: 217-720 (167 amino acids)
Biological process (GO): tRNA metabolic process
Cellular component (GO): cytoplasm
Molecular function (GO): D-tyrosyl-tRNA(Tyr) deacylase activity
Source: RefSeq, a predicted model, not a curated record